This is a messenger RNA of Eleginops maclovinus (Patagonian blennie), 798 nucleotides long. Its product is annotated as C-C motif chemokine 19-like. The record is from RefSeq and is a predicted model, not a curated record. Gene Ontology annotation, biological process: immune response. Bases 78 to 503 code for a protein of 141 amino acids. Gene Ontology annotation, molecular function: chemokine activity. The transcript has 4 exons. Lineage: Eukaryota; Metazoa; Chordata; Actinopteri; Perciformes; Eleginopidae. Gene Ontology annotation, cellular component: extracellular region.
CAAAAGUAUACAUACACUUUAUACGUGGGUGAGGUUAUUUAUUUAGAAGAUCUCUGCUGUACUUUCUGCACAUUAACAUGGCUCCCAGAGGUAUGAUCGCCGUGACAGCAGUCCUCCUCUGCUUCAUCCUGGGCCUGCUCGGUCCAGCUCCAACUGCCCUGGGAACCCAUACGGGCAAAGCCUGUUGUAGGAGAUACAAUAGGAAGCCAGUUCCGUUCCAGCGUAUAAAAGGCUACAGAGAGCAAACCACCAAGGAAAACUGCAACAUCGAUGCGAUCAUUUUCUACACGGUCACGAAGAAUGAGAUAUGUGCGACGCAGGAGGAUGGGUGGGUGAGGAAGACUCUUAAAUUACUCAGUUCAAAACUGAAGAAGAUGUCCAAGACCGACUCUACUGCAAGUAAAACUGCGAUGAGGAAAACUGUAAGCCCUGCGUUCAAGAAUGAAGGUGGAUCUUUUGUCAGUACCACAGAAACCUUCCCAUACACUACGGAGGACUUCUAAUAGCAAAAUCAGGAACAUUUAACAUAUUAUUUCUGCAAAAGUAAAACAUGGUUAUUACUUUCACUUGCUGAAACAUAUGGAGUGUGCAUGUUGUCAUAACUUAGACAAACAGCUUUUUGAGAUAAUUAAAGUAGAUUAUGUGCUUAGCCACUUAGCAAAUGUUUUUAGUUUUUUUCAUCACGCUUUUGGGAAUAUGCUGUUUUAUUGCCUGCUUUAACCUCUUCUGCUUAAUCCAGUGAAUGUGCUAAAUCAUGACAUUAGCAAGUCUCAUUAAAAAAAUAUGUAUUUGUAAGCA